AUGCAGAUUUCCCGCUGUGGCAUUCAUGGAUUCCAUGAAGUUCUUGGAAUUGACACGGAUGAAAUUCGAUUGCAUUGGACAAUUGAGACCGAGGAUCAAGAUGCGACGCAACUUGCCUAUCGCGUCGUGGUGUCGACCGAUGUCGAGCUCGUGAAUGUGAUUUGGGACUCCGAGCGCGUGGACAGCAAUGCGCAACGAAACAUCCUUUGCAAGCCCGAAGAUGGCUUCCAGUCUAUCACUAGUCAUUAUUGGCGAGUUACAGUAUGGGACCAGAAUGACCAAACUCACCACAGCGCCGUGAACCAUUUCUUCACGGCCUACCCCCGGUCUCGCCUCCUGCCUCCAUACAGCAUGAACCAAACCUACAUGCCGCACACAAGUCUCAUUUUCAAAUCAUGGUUUGAAGAUGCUCCCAAUCGUUGGAAGGCAGUCUGGAUUGGCGAUGGAGGUGACAAGCCCAUCUACUUGCGAAAGUCCUUCCAGCUUGCCCGCAAGCCCGAGCGCGCAAUUCUUUUCGCCUCUGGACUUGGUCAUUUCAACAUGUCCGUGAAUGGCCAGCCUGCGUCAAACCAUCGCCUCGAUCCCGGCUGGACAAACUACCACCGUCGCGUUCAGUUCACCUCCUACGACGUCACGGAACAUUUAGGCGCGGGCGGCAACGCGCUGGGCGUCCAUCUAGGCAAUGGGUUCUAUGCGGGCGAUGAGGGUGGUGAUGGCCGCUUUUUCUGGCCCAUGUACGAAGACAAUACAUACGUUCGAUACGGAAAUGAGCUAUGCUUCUUCGGCGAGUUGCAUCUCUUUUACGGAGACGGGGAGAGCGAGGUUCUGAUCUCUGAUGCUUCGUGGAAGACCAAGAAGAGCGCUACCACCUUGGCGAACAUCUAUGCCUCAGAGGAUCAUGACAGGCGACUUUAUCCCGUUGGUUGGGACUGCGCUAGCUAUGAUGACUCUGACUGGGCGCCGAUUAAGCCUUUGACGGGCCCUAGAGGGCAUAUUUUCUACCAGAGCCAGCCCCCUGUGGUGUUGCACGAGACCUUUGAGCCGGUCAAGGUACACAGCCCCAAGAAAGGAUUCGUUUGUUAUGAUUUGGGACAAAACUCGUCCAUCUCGGUCGAGCUUGCGAUCGAGGGAUCGGCUGGCUCGGAGGUUCUUGUUCGAUACUCCGAGACCGUUAACGACGACGGCACGGUCUUGAUGCCGGACCCCUUGUUCAAGGAGUUUGAAACGGGUGUUUACUCUAAGAUCACCCUGGCUGGUACCGGCAAUGCAGAGAAGUGGGAGCCCGACUUCAGCUUCACAAGUGCACGAUACAUCCAGAUUGAAGGUGUCUCAUUGAACUCUGACGACGGAUUGCCUGUCAUUCACUCCGUUGUCGGUCGUCAUAUUUCCUCAGCGGCGAGAAAGCUCGGAACAAUGAUAACUGAUAAAGAAGACGUCAAUCAACUAUUGAAUGCACUAUAUUGGACCUUCAGCAGCAAUCUGUUCAGUUACCACACCGACUGCCCGCAAAUCGAGAAGUUCGGUUGGUUGGAGGUCACUCAUCUCCUCGCCCCUGCUACUCAAUACAUUCGCGACAUGGAAUCUUUAUAUACAAAGAUUCUAGAUGAUAUUCUCGAUAGCCAAGAGCCAAGUGGUCUUGUGCCAACAAUGGCACCUGAGAUCCGCUACAUGUGUGGUCCUCUGCACGAUACCAUCACUUGGGGCUGUGCCUUGUGUCUUCUCCCCGAUAUCUUGCGCCAGUACUAUGGAUCCACACACGUCAUACAGAAGGCUUACCCAGCCGCUGUGCGUUACAUGGAGUACAUGCAGACCAAAGAGCGAAAGGGCGGCCUCAUCGAGCACGGCCUUGGCGAUUGGGGCCGAGGUAUCGCCUUUGGCAACAACCAAGCGAACAUCGAAACAGCUAUUUACCACCGUUGCCUUCAAUGCGUGGAGAUGAUGGCGCGGGAACUCGGAAAGCUCGAAGAUGUCCAAAGGUUCAAGACAUGGUCUUCUCGUAUCUACAACGCCUACAACCACCACCUCUUGGUGACAGAUGACGCAUCCCGUCCUUACGCCUACUACACCUCCCUCGACAACUAUCCAGCCCGAGACCGCGACGCAAUUGCUCAAGCUAUGGCACUGCAAUUUGGCCUUGUACCUGAGAGUCACAAGAAGGACGUUAUGGCUGCGUUCCUGGACGAUGUCGCAGACGGGAAGAUCCGCGCUGGAGAAAUCGGUCUCCGCUUCCUGUUCAAUACCCUUGCUGAUGCGAAGCGUCCAGAUCUUGUCUUGAAGAUGGCAAGACAAGAGGAGCAUCCUUCUUACAUGCGAUUCUUGCGUCGUGGUGAGACAACACUUUUGGAGUUCUGGCAAGACGCUUGUCGAAGCAAAUGUCAUGACAUGCUGGGCACAAUCUACGAGUGGUUCUAUGCUGCUGUGCUUGGAUUGAAGCCUGUACAAGAGGCUUAUCGGACUUUCUCGAUUGAGCCCCCAUAUGCGUCUGAAUUUGACUUCGUCAAGGGCUCUGUGGACUGUCCGUAUGGUCUGAUUGAGGUUGAAUUCAAGCGUGAGGGUGGCUCCGUCAGCUUGAAGCUCAAGGUUCCUUUUGGUACAGAGGCGACUGUCAGUCUUCCUAGCGAUAUGAAGGGCGCGACCUGCAGUGGCAAAGUAGAGAUACCAGUGACCGGGACCGAGUUAGUGCUUGGGCAUGGAUUGUAUACUGUAUCUAUUCAACUAUAG
Molecule: messenger RNA, 2721 nt
Organism: Penicillium olsonii
Lineage: Eukaryota; Fungi; Ascomycota; Eurotiomycetes; Eurotiales; Aspergillaceae
Source: the annotation of a GenBank genome assembly